ACGAGUGCGGGAUAUCACAAUGCGGAUCUGGGAAAAAGCAACAGAUUUUGUGCAAAUACAUUCGACACGUGCGCUUCUCACGUGGUUUCUUUAAGUUAAUUCAAAAAUUUCACUGAAAUUCAAAAAGAAUAAUAAGAAAAAAAAAAGCGUCAAAAAAACAACUUCCUGCCUUUCAAUUUCAAAACAAACUCCCAGGUAAACCAAAAGAAUUCCCCGCCACCAUCACCACAACCACCACCACACCACCGAUAACUCAAAUGGCCUCCGCCGCCUCUAAUCUUCCAACAACAACAACAACCACCACCACUACCACCACCGCUCGGCCCUUCACUACCGCAACAAAAGCUACUAAAUCUCCAGCAAGACCUCAAACACCUCAACCUUCUUCUACUACAUUCCCAAUUUACCACUUGUAUCCGUCGCAAACCAUUCCAAUUAGAUCGCAAUCACAAAAUUCAAAUCCGACGUCGUCUCAGCAGCAACAACAAGGGAUAAUUUACCCAGUUGCUUCAUCUGGGCGCGGCUUCAUGGUACGUCCUUCAGAUCAGACCGCUAAUAACCCAAAUUUUAACCCAGGCGCGUCCCAUCCACGUGCUGUUGGAGUUAGUUAUAGACCUGUAAUUGGCUCUCCUGGAUCGACCCAUCAUCAUCAUCAUCAUCUUCAGCAUCAUCAUCCUGCAUAUCACUUGAUGAGACAGCAUCCUACUCACUUACAGCAUCACCAACACUACACGCCUUUGCCUCCGAUUAAGGGAAUUCCUGUUACUGGCCCCCUCAAGGCUGCUUCAUCUUCAUUGCCAGUUUCUGAUUCUAAUGGCUAUAAAAACACAAGGGACAGAAGCAGAGAUGAUAAUGCUGUAAUGAUUAGAGAUCGAAAAGUAAAAAUUUCCGAUGGGGCUUCUCUUUAUGCACUUUGUCGAUCAUGGUUGAGAAAUGGAUUUCUAGAGGAGAAUCAGGCACACUAUGGGGAUUUUGUAAAGGUUCUUCCGAGACCUUUGCCUGAGUCUGAUGUAGACGUUCAUUCCCCAAGAAAGGAAGGUGAAAAAGAAGUAGAAGAAUAUGAGGAGGAUGUGGAAUGUAUAGAUAAUUUAUCAGCACAAGAUCUCUUUAGGAUACAUGUUAAGCGUGCUAAAAGGGUUCGGGCAAGGUUAAGAGAAAGACGGCUGAAGCGAAUUGCAAGAUACAAAACCAGGUUGGCUAUGCUCCUUCCUCCACAGGUCGAACAGUUCAGAAAUGAUAGUGCUGCUGGAAACUGAUCAAUACUAAUGAAAUGAGACAUCUUGAUAUUUGUGUAUCCUCACAUAGAAAAUCAGCAAAAGGUGGGUCAGAGAAAAAGUGAAGAGCUUAACACUGGAGUUGAAAGAUCCAAUUAUCAGUUGGGGCAUUCAGGUAAAACUUAAUUUGGUUGGUCUCUUUACAACAUGUGAUCAUUUAACAUCUGCAGUCACAAAUCGGUAACGUGCUUUGCCUGCCUCUUGCGGCUCAGCUGGGAAGCGCAUCAACCCUUUGCACAAUUUUCUAGUAGUGACUCCAGAUAUCAUUAUUGGAUUGCCACACUAAUGCCAUUACCUUUUUUUUCUUUUCUUUUCUUUUCUUUUUCUUGAUUGUUAAUGACAAGAAUAAUAAGCUUCACUUAUGCUAGUGUAGUACUUUGGUUUGACCUGUGCUCUAGAAGAAAGAUUGGGCUUUGCUAUUGUCAGUCCACGGAUAGGCUUGGAUAUCUCGAGUCAGGCUCUUUAGAAUGUUGCCUUUUCUGCUAAGAAAAAAAAUUGUUGCCUUUCUAGUUC
Molecule: messenger RNA, 1787 nt
Organism: Ricinus communis (castor bean)
Lineage: Eukaryota; Viridiplantae; Streptophyta; Magnoliopsida; Malpighiales; Euphorbiaceae
Product: polyadenylate-binding protein 1-B
Exons: 7
Coding region: 258-1256 (332 amino acids)
Source: RefSeq, a predicted model, not a curated record